This is a messenger RNA of Leptosomus discolor (cuckoo roller), 680 nucleotides long. The record is from RefSeq and is a predicted model, not a curated record. Lineage: Eukaryota; Metazoa; Chordata; Aves; Leptosomiformes; Leptosomidae.
GUUGUCCUGGGGCCAAGAAGAAUGAGUUCCUGACCAGUGUUUUGGAUGCAUUGUCCACGGAUAUGGUGCACGCUGUCUCUGAUCCAUCAUUGUCUUCUAGCCGGGUUUCCGAGCCUGAUCCAAAUCAUACUCUGGAAGAGAGAGUGGUCCAUUGGUAUUUCAAACAGCUAGAUAAAAAUUCCAGUGGUGACAUUGGCAAGAAAGAGAUCAAGCCAUUUAAGAGAUUCCUAAGAAAGAAAUCAAAACCCAAAAAAUGUGUCAAGAAGUUUGUGGAAUACUGUGAUGUGAACAAUGAUAAGUCCUUGUCAGUUCAAGAAUUAAUGGGCUGCUUGGGAGUAACAAAAGAAGAAGGUAAAGCAGAAACAAAGAAACGCCAUACGGCCCCUAAAACCAACACUGAGAGCACUUCAUCCAGCAGGCAGCAAGUUUCUAAGAAGCAAGGUUGAACAGCUUACUGAUCCAAGGCAGAUCUCUUUGACAUGUGGGAGAUUUCCUCACCAAAAGGCAAUAAAAGCAACUGUAGUAUUUGCACUUUGUACUUAAAAAUGUAAAUUCACUUUGUAGAAAUGAAAUAUUUAAACAGACUUUUUUUUUUAAUCUGUGAAAAUGUAAUGGCUAGUUUUGAAAAAUUAUCACAUACAAUGUAUGUGUAUCCUUUUGUUGUCUGAAAUAUGUAAAAC